AUGAACGAAAAACUGCCGAAUGCUGUACAUCAUAUUCUUGCCAAUACAGGAACUAAUUUACAUAAAAUCGACAAUAGUACAGCUCAAUUAGAAGUUUUUCAGGAGAAAAUUACAGUACAUGAUAGUUUAA
Paraglomus occultum is the source of this 130-nucleotide messenger RNA. NCBI's taxonomy places the organism in Eukaryota, Fungi, Glomeromycota, Glomeromycetes, Paraglomerales, Paraglomeraceae. The record is from the annotation of a GenBank genome assembly.